Molecule: messenger RNA, 546 nt
Organism: Thelazia callipaeda (thelaziosis nematode)
Lineage: Eukaryota; Metazoa; Nematoda; Chromadorea; Rhabditida; Thelaziidae
Source: the annotation of a GenBank genome assembly
AUGAAUUCUGAACAGUUACCGAGAACUAAUCACCUGUACCACGAAAAACAGCAGUUGCAACUAUGUUUGUUGCACACGUUGAAUACACUGUUGCAGAAGAAUGAAUUCAAGAAAAAUGAUUUGGAUUGCAUUGCGGAAAGUCUGCAUGAUUCACGUUGGUUCAAUCGUCAUCGUUCCCUUUUGGGGCUCGGAAAUUACGAUGUUAACGUGUUGAUAGCAGCGUUAGAGAUGAAAAAUUUGACUUUGAAAUGGUUUGAUUCUCGAUAUUCUACUGCUAAUUUGAAUUUGUCCAAGAUUUUUGGCUUGGUAUUCAACAUUACCACACGUUCUUAUUUAUCCCUUUGGGCUGGGCAUCACUGGUUUACUGUACGGCAAAUAGGCGAUGCUGGUUUUUUUAAUUUUGAUUCUAAACUAAGUGAACCCAUACCUAUUCAAGACCUUGUUUCAUUUUCUGAUUCACUGCUGGCACAGGGAGCUCAACUGCUGGUUGUUCUUGAACCUGAAAAUGUUGGCACUUACUUGUUAAAUAAUGAAAGCUGUGCCUGA